This is a messenger RNA of Anisakis simplex (herring worm), 870 nucleotides long. The record is from the annotation of a GenBank genome assembly. NCBI's taxonomy places the organism in Eukaryota, Metazoa, Nematoda, Chromadorea, Rhabditida, Anisakidae.
AUGAAAAAGAAACUGAUUGGAUCCUCAAAUGAACUGAUCGAACAUGAGAUUGACUCCCGGAAAGUUCGUGAAAAAAAUGAGGAUUUAUCGAAAAUUGUCGAUGAAACUGUUGCGAAGGCAAGGAAAAAUGAAACUGCAGAUGUGUCAUUCUACCACGCAGUAUUGGCGUCGUUUUCGGUGAUAAUUGUUUCGGAGUUAGGUGACAAGACGUGGUUCAUUGCUGCAAUCAUGGCGAUGCGGCAUUCGAGACUGACAGUCUUCUUCGGUGCCAUGGCUGCACUUGCCUUAAUGACCGCACUUUCUGCUGGUCUCGGAUGGGCAACACAAGUGAUACCACGAGCGUUGACGUUUUAUAUAUCAACUGCGCUAUUCGCACUAUUCGGUUUGAAAAUGCUUCAUGAAGGUUAUCAUAUGUCACCGAAUGAUGGACAAGACGAGUAUGAAGAGGCACAGGCUGAGGUGCAGAAGAAGCAGUUGCUUCGAGAGAACGAUCAAUUGGCUGAUCUCGAGAGUGGAUCGAAAUCACAAAAUCAGAAUUCGACGUAUGCUGUUGUGCGGUUUGUGUCAACACUCUUCUUGGAAGCAUUUACGUUAACAUUUCUGGCAGAAUGGGGCGAUCGAAGUCAACUGACCACAAUUAUACUGGCAGCACGUGAGAAUGUUUAUGGCGUUGUGCUAGGCGGCGUCAUGGGUCAUGCUCUAUGCACCGGUAUUGCUGUGAUCGGAGGGAAACUCGUUGCCACUCAGAUUUCCGUUCGAACCGGUUCGUUUCUCGUUUAUUUCCGUCUAGUGUUAAAUUAUCAAUAUUACUGCUAUCGUGGAGUGUUUUUAUCUUUCGAAAUUUACGCAUCCGUUUUCGUUUUAAUGUAA